CUCUCUCUCUCUUACAUUAGUCAUAAGAAAAUCAUGUCCUUGCAAAUGAAUUCCAAUGCAACAAAAGCAAUUCCAAUUUCGCACAAAACAAUGUCCAGGCAAAAGAUUGAUUAUAAUUUCAAAACUAUUUCAUGCAAAAUGGCCAUGCAAAAGGAGAGUAAGAGCAAUUUCUAUGAAGUGCUUUCGCUUGGUUCAGAGAGCGUGGGGUUUGAUGAGAUAAAGAAGGCGUUCAGGAGAAUGGCUCUUCAGUAUCACCCUGAUGUUUGUCCUUCUUUGGCGAAAGAAGAGUCCACAAAACGAUUCGUUGAGCUUCAACAGGCUUAUGAGACAUUGUCCAAUCCUGUUUCUCGUAAAAUGUAUGAUUAUGAGAUGGGUUUGGUUGAAGAAAGGAGGAGGAGAGAUCGUUUUCCGAAGAAAGUUUGGGAAGAACAACUCUUUGGACUGAAGCAACGGUCUCGAAUCAGAAUGGAGAGGAAGAGAAGCUGAUUGUAAUAUCAAAU
Messenger RNA from Pistacia vera, 500 nucleotides. RefSeq names its product chaperone protein dnaJ 20, chloroplastic-like. The transcript has a single exon. The coding region runs from base 34 to 486 and encodes 150 amino acids. Gene Ontology annotation, cellular component: chloroplast. The record is from RefSeq and is a predicted model, not a curated record. Lineage: Eukaryota; Viridiplantae; Streptophyta; Magnoliopsida; Sapindales; Anacardiaceae.